Erythranthe guttata (spotted monkey flower) is the source of this 2883-nucleotide messenger RNA. It is a transcript of the gene EXO84B, whose product is annotated as exocyst complex component 84B. The record is from RefSeq and is a predicted model, not a curated record. Gene Ontology annotation, cellular component: exocyst. Lineage: Eukaryota; Viridiplantae; Streptophyta; Magnoliopsida; Lamiales; Phrymaceae. Gene Ontology annotation, biological process: intracellular protein localization; exocytosis; Golgi to plasma membrane transport.
AAAGAAAAUUUGGAGUUAUUCAUUUUUUGACAGCCCAACACCCAAACAUUCCGCCAACCAAAACCAACUCAACAAAACCCCGAUUUUCUUCUUUCCCUUCAAUGGCGAAUUCGAUCCCCGCCGUCCAAUCCCCAAAUUCGAAGAUUAUGUGAUUGAGAAUUAGCCUAAGUCCACGCCGGAGAAACAGCUAUCGGAUCUGAAACGCUGAAUUGCAGCUAAUCCGUUUUUGCUUAACUUAGUUAACCAAUUGCUAUUUGCGCAUAGUCAAAGCUAAUUCGUUUUGGUUAUGGCUUCGACGAAAUCGUCUCGGUCAAGAGCAGCACAGUCCGGAGCUUCAGCAAAGGGGAAUGUCAAAGAUGGAGGUGCGAAGUUUGAGGAAAAUCUCAACGUUUUCAAGUCCGAUAACUUCGAUGCCGAUGCUUUUGUGCAGUCCAAGUGCCAGUCCCUCAGUGAAAAGGAAAUAAGACAGUUAUGCUCAUACCUUGUGGAUCUGAAGAGAGCUUCUGCUGAAGAAAUGCGCAGAAGUGUGUAUGCAAAUUAUACUGCUUUUAUUCGUACUUCUAAAGAGAUAUCAGAUUUAGAGGGAGAACUUUCAUCCAUGAGAAACCUGCUAUCCACACAGGCAACCCUGGUUCACAGUUUAGCUGAGGGGGUUCAUAUUGACUCUUUAUCUGACACUGCUCCUGACAGUUCUGCUAAGACUGGUUUAUCUAACAAUGAAGUAGGAGAACCUUCUGAUGUGGAGAAAUGGUCCACAGAGCUUCCUGAUUUCAUUGAUGUAUUACUAGCUGAAAGGAGAAUCGAUGAAGCUCUGGACAGGCUUGAUGAAGGAGACAACGUUGUGGCUGAAGCAAAAGCGAAGAAUACAUUGACACCUGUCAUGCUUCUUUCACUUCAGACAGCUAUAAUCGAGCGCAGACAAAGGUUAGCUGAUCAGCUUGCCGAAGCAGCAUGUCAACCUUCCACACGGGGUGCUGAGCUUCGUGCAGCAAUUUCAGCUCUAAAAAAGCUCGGUGAUGGUCCUCGUGCUCACAGUUUACUUCUUAAUGCACAUUUUCAGAGGUAUCAGUACAACAUGCAAAGCCUCCGUCCAUCUAGUACCUCUUAUGGAGGAGCGUAUACAGCAGCACUUUCACAGCUUGUAUUCUCUGCCAUUGCUCAAGCAACAAGUGAUUCCUUGGCCAUUUUUGGCCAGGAAACAGCUUACACAUCUGAGCUUGUGAUGUGGGCAACAAAGCAGACAGAGGCAUUUGCACUUUUAGUCAAAAGACACGCAUUAGCUUCAUCUGCGGCUGCUGGGGGUUUGAGAUCUGCUGCAGAAUGUGUUCAGAUAGCUUUAGGGCACUGUUCAUUACUGGAAGCUCGUGGUCUUGCUCUUUGUCCUGUAGUUCUGAGGCUGUUCAGGCCUAGUGUUGAGCAAGCUCUUGAUGCUAAUUUGAAGAGGAUUGAAGAGAGUACAGCUGCUUUAGCUGCUGCUGAUAAUUGGGAGCUCACAUAUCCUCCGGCCUCUGUGCGCCUAGCUGGAAGGACCGGUGCAGCUACUGGUGGUGGUUCGAUGGCAAAUCAGCCCAAGCUUUCGAGUAGUGCUCACCGUUUCAAUUCAAUGGUCCAGGAAUUUUUUGAAGAUGUAGGACCCCUCUUAAGUAUGCAGUUGGGAAGUAGAACACUCGAUGGUUUGUUCCAGGUUUUCAAUUCCUACGUUAAUAUGCUCAUAAAAGCAUUACCCAGCGCCAUGGAGGAAGAGGCGGAUUUUGAAGGUUCAGGAAAUAAAAUUGUUCGAUUGGCUGAAACUGAAGCCCAACAAAUUGCAUUGCUUGCUAAUGCAUCCUUACUCUCCGAUGAGCUGUUGCCACGUGCAGCAAUGAAGCUCUCCCCAUCGAGUCAGGCUAGUUACAAGGAUGAUUCCCGUAGAAGGCCAAUGGACCGCCAAAACCGUAAUCCUGAGCAAAGGGAAUGGAAGAGGCGCCUUGUGAAUUCUGUUGAUAGAUUAAAAGACAGUUUUUGCCGCCAACAUGCUCUAGACCUUAUAUUUACUGAAGAAGGUGAUAGUUAUCUUACUGCAGAAACGUACAUACACAUGGAUGGUAGGAAUAUGGAUGAAAUAGACUGGUUCCCUUCUCCCAUAUUCCAGGAACUCUAUGCAAAACUGAAUAGGAUGGCCGGCUUUGCAGUGGACAUGUUUGUAGGGCGCGAAAGAUUUGCGACAUUAUUAUUAAUGAGACUCACAGAAACCGUCAUUUUAUGGCUUUCAGAAGACCAAACAUUCUGGGAAGAUAUCGAGGAAGGACCUAAGCCAUUAGGUCCUAUUGGUCUGCAACAGUUCUAUUUGGAUAUGAAAUUUGUCAUGUGCUUCGCUUCACAAGGCCGCUACUUGUCUAGAAACUUGCACCGCACGGUUAACGAUAUUAUAUCCAAAGCAAUGGCUGUAUUUUCAGCUUCAGGCUUGGACCCAAAUAGUGUACUUCCAGAAGAUGAUUGGUUCAAUGAAAUAUGUCAAGACGCAAUAGAGAGGCUGAGUGGAAAACCAAAGAUGACUAAUGGGGAGCGGGACCCCAACAGUCCAACUGCCUCUGUUUCAGCACAAUCGAUUUCAUCCAAUAGAUCUCACGGAAGUUCUUGAUGCGUAAUUGUCGCAAAAAAUAUUGUAAAUUAGGCUGAAUACGUGGUUUCUAUUGGAAUACCUGCCGCACGUAUUCAGAAUAAGCUUCAUAUGUAUUGAUUUCGAUUUUCCCAUUUUUUUAAUUUCUUUUUCUUUAUCCUCAAAUGUAGUAGAUUUGUUGUUCUUGUAUCAUUGAUUUCUUGGAAGGCUAGUAAUUCUUUAUGUUCCCUAGUUGGGGGAGCAUUUUGAGUGUGUAUAUGUUGAUAACAAAUGGUUUAGUACAG